Messenger RNA from Numida meleagris (helmeted guineafowl), 9294 nucleotides. RefSeq names its product RAS protein activator like 2 (gene RASAL2). The transcript has 18 exons. Gene Ontology annotation, biological process: regulation of GTPase activity. Lineage: Eukaryota; Metazoa; Chordata; Aves; Galliformes; Numididae. The record is from RefSeq and is a predicted model, not a curated record. Bases 278 to 4534 code for a protein of 1418 amino acids.
CUGCGACAAUGCAGGAAGCAGCAGCAGGCGUAGCGAGGCUGAGCGUGUUGUUGGAGAGCAGCUUGCUGUAGGUGAGAGCUUGUCCUCCUUGCCGAGAUGUAGGAAUUCCAGGGCUGGGAUUGAUGCUCAGGCUCUUCAGGAAGAACCUCCGCUGUCCUUCUGUCACAACAGUGAAGAAGAUGAUUUGGGCAUUAAAAUGCUGAGCCGGGAACGACAGCUAUGUGACUUCUGAGUGACGAGGGAUGCAAGUUAAAAGCUGAAAUUCAAGAGCUGGAAAAUGAGUGCUUUUAAAAAGUAUUAUAGUCUCUCUCCCAGGACCUUUAGGAGGUCUUUGUCAGAACAAGAUGCUGGCACCGCUGCCUUGAAGGACUAUCAUUGGUACCACCAAAUGAGAAGCAAGAAGGUGAGCAAACAAACUGCUUCGGACCCAGAGAAGGCGCUCGGAGCGUACAAGUGGCAAACGCAUCCCCGGCUUCCCUGGAGGAUAAGCAAAAGAGCACGCUCUUGCAGCCUUAGAGGAGAAGGUAACGAUCCGAGUCUUGUCAAGAGUUCUGCGAGCAUGGAUGCUACCAGCACUGAGGAUCUCCACGAAGAUCCAACGGAGAUGCUCUUCCAGGCAAGGGCCAGAUCACUGCGGGUUCCCUUCAACCGCUCUCUGUCCGAACCCGUGCCGCACUCUGCAAACAGGAAUGCCAAGCCCUUUCUGCAGGCGGUGCGCUCGGUGGAUUACGAGCAGCACGGCUAUUUUGUUCGUGGCAUCUUCUCAACUCUCUCAAGUGGAUUUUUGAAGAUACUCAAUCGAAGAGGGGAGCAGCCCCCCAGUGAGCCACUGGAGGAGUGGAAAACAGAUGAUAGUCAAAUUGAUCUGUGCGCAGAUGUAAAAGGACCACCUACACACAGGCUGUCCUGCGGCCAGUCCCCCUACACCGAGACGACGACAUGGGAGAGGAAGUACUGCAUCCUGACUGACAGCCAGCUGGUGCUGCUCAACAGGGAGAAGGAGGUGCCCACCGACGGGUUGCAAGAGCCUCAGGAUGCUACCAAAGGCCGCUGCCUGCGCCGCACGGUGAGCGUGCCCUCCGAGGGCCAGUUCCCCGACUACCCGCCAGAUGGGGCCACCAAGCUGGAGGUCCCAGCAGAGAGAUCUCCUCGCAGACGGAGCAUCUCCGGGACCAGCACGUCUGAGAAAACCAACUCCAUGGAUGCUGCGAACACCUCUCCUUUCAAAGUAUCGGGCUUCUUCAGCAAACGUCUGAAAGGGUCCAUCAAGAGGACAAAGAGUCAGUCAAAGCUGGACAGGAACACCAGUUUCCGCCUCCCAUCUCUCCGCAAUGCCGAUGACAGGUCACGUGGGCUGCCGAAGCUGAAGGAGUCCCGCUCCCAUGAGUCCCUCCUGAGCCCCGGCAGCGCCGUGGAGGCCCUGGACCUUGGGGCAGAAGAAAAAGUCUUUGUAAAGCCACUCCACAGCAGUAUCCUCGGACAGGACUUCUGCUUUGAGGUAACCUACUCCAGUGGCAGUAAAUGCUUCAGCUGUUCCUCUGCUGCAGAGAGGGAUAAGUGGAUGGAAAACCUACGCAGAACAGUGCAGCCGAAUAAGGACAAUUGCCGUCGAGCUGAAAAUGUGCUCCGUCUCUGGAUCAUUGAGGCAAAGGACCUGGCCCCCAAGAAGAAAUACUUCUGUGAGCUGUGCCUUGAUGACACUCUCUUUGCGCGCACCACCAGCAAAACGAAAGCGGAUAACAUUUUCUGGGGAGAGCACUUUGAGUUCUACGGUCUCCCAACGCUUCACAGCAUUACAGUUCACAUCUACAAGGAUGUGGAGAAGAAAAAGAAAAAGGACAAAAACAAUUACGUAGGUCUGGUCAACAUUCCCAUGGCCAGCGUGACGGGUCGCCAGUUUGUGGAGAAGUGGUACCCGGUCAGCACACCUACACCCAACAAAGGGAAAUCGGGGGGACCUUCCAUUCGGAUCAAGUCGCGUUAUCAGACCAUCACCAUCUUACCCAUGGAGCAAUACAAGGAGUUUGCAGAGUUUGUUACCAGCAACUACACGAUGCUGUGCUCUGUGCUGGAGCCGGUGAUCAGCGUAAGGAAUAAGGAAGAGAUGGCUUGUGCAAUGGUGCACAUUCUUCAGAGCACGGGGAGAGCUAAGGACUUCUUAACGGAUCUGGUGAUGUCUGAGGUAGAUCGCUGCGGGGAACACGAUGUCUUGAUCUUCAGGGAGAACACACUUGCGACCAAAGCUAUUGAGGAGUACCUGAAGUUGGUAGGGCAGAAGUAUCUCCACGAUGCGCUAGGGGAGUUUAUCAAGGCGUUGUAUGAGUCAGAUGAGAACUGUGAAGUGGAUCCCAGCAAAUGUUCAUCCAGUGAAUUAACAGACCAUCAGAGCAACCUGAAAAUGUGUUGUGAGCUGGCCUUCUGCAAGAUUAUCAAUUCCUACUGCGUGUUCCCUCGUGAGCUGAAGGAGGUGUUUGCAUCCUGGAAGCAGCAGUGCCUGAGCAGGGGCAAGCAGGACAUCAGCGAGCGGCUGAUCAGUGCCUCCCUGUUCCUCCGCUUCCUGUGCCCUGCCAUCAUGUCCCCCAGCCUCUUCAGCCUCAUGCAGGAGUAUCCCGACGACCGGACAUCUCGCACGCUCACGCUUAUUGCUAAAGUCAUUCAGAAUCUCGCCAAUUUUGCUAAGUUUGGUAACAAGGAAGAGUACAUGGCUUUCAUGAACGACUUUUUGGAACAUGAGUGGGGGGGAAUGAAGCGCUUUCUCCUGGAGAUCUCUAAUCCAGAUACCAUCUCAAACAUGCCUGGAUUUGAGGGCUAUAUAGACCUGGGCAGAGAGCUCUCAGUUUUGCAUUCCCUCUUAUGGGAGGUUGUGUCCCAACUUGAUAAGGGUGAAAAUUCCUUCCUACAGGCGACCGUGGCAAAACUGGGACCUCUCCCUCGUAUUCUUGCUGACAUCACCAAAUCAAUGACCAACCCCACGCCAAUACAGCAGCAGCUGAGGCGUUUCACUGAGCACAGCUCUAGUCCAAACGUCAGUGGCAGUCUCUCCUCAGGGCUUCAGAAGAUAUUCGAGGACCCCACUGAUGGUGAUUUGCAUAAACUGAAGUCUCCAACCCAGGAAAACAUAGACGGAUAUUUCAGGGGCAAGACCUUGCUGUUGGUUCAGCAGGCAUCUACCCAGAGCAUGACUUACUCAGAUAAGGACGAAAGAGAAAGCAUCUUGCCCAACGGACGUAGCAUCUCCCUGAUGGACCUGCAGGAUCCCCACACCGCUCACAGCGACCACGCUUCCAUGAUGCACGACGUGCCUUUGCGCUUGGCCGGCAGCCAGCUCUCCAUCACCCAGGUGGCAAACAUCAAGCAGCUGUGGGAGACUCAGAGCACACCCCAGAGCGCUCCCCAGGUGAGGAGGCCGCUGCACCCGGCUUUGAACCAGCAGGGCAGCCUCCAGCCUCUGUCAUUCCAGAACCCUGUUUACCAUCUCAACAACCCGCCUCCGCCGCUGCCCAAGGCCUCCGUGGACUCCAGCCUGGAGAACCUGAGCACCGCCAGCUCCCGGAGCCGGAGCAACAGCGAAGACUUCAAACUGAGCGGGCCAAGCAACAGCAGCAUGGAGGACUUCACCAAGCGCAGCACGCAGAGCGAGGACUUCUCCAGGAGGCACACGGUCCCGGACAAGCACGUCCCCAUCGCGUUGCCCCGGCAGAACAGCAGCAGCCAGGCGCAGAUCCGCAAAAUGGACCAAGCUGGGCUGGGGGCCAGGGCCAAAGCGCCGCAGUCGCUGCCGCACAGCGCGUCCCUGCGCAGCACGGGCAGCAUGUCGGCCGUGUCGGGGGCCAUGGUGACUGAGCCCGUCCAGAACGGCAGCCGCUCCCGGCAGCAGUCGUCCUCCUCUAGGGAGAGCCCUGUCCCGAAGGUGAGGGCCAUUCAGAGGCAGCAGACGCAGCAGGUCCAGUCGCCUGUGGACUCGGCCACGAUGUCACCAGUGGAAAGGACAGCGGCGUGGGUUCUCAAUAACGGGCAGUACGAAGAAGUCGAGGAGGAUGCAGAGCAGAACCCAGACGAAGCCAAGCAUGCCGAGAAGUACGAGCAAGAGAUAGCGAAGCUGAAGGAGCGCUUGAAGGUGUCGAGCCGCCGGCUGGAGGAGUACGAGCGGCGGCUCCUGGUGCAGGAGCAGCAAAUGCAGAAGCUGCUGAUGGAGUACAAGUCCAGGCUGGAGGACAGCGAGGAGAGACUCCGCAGGCAACAGGAGGAGAAGGACAGCCAGAUGAAAAGCAUUAUCAGCAGGCUCAUGGCAGUUGAAGAGGAACUGAAGAAAGAUCAUGCAGAGAUGCAAGCUGUCAUCGAUGCAAAGCAGAAAAUUAUUGAUGCACAGGAGAAGCGGAUCGUGUCCCUGGACUCCGCCAACACGCGGCUGAUGAGUGCCCUGACGCAAGUGAAGGAGCGCUACAGCAUGCAAGUCCGCAAUGGCAUCUCCCCCACCAACCCCACCAAGCUUUCCAUCACGGAGAAUGGUGAAUUCAAGAACAGCAGCUGCUAACUGGGCAGACGCUGCCGGCCAUCUUCCCAGGGGAAGGGCAGGAGGGAGCGGACUCGAGAAACUCCAGCGACGGUCCCCCCCCUUCCCCUGACAGGUUUACAUGAUGCUGCUAAUAAAAAGAAAAUCGGAAAGAACUCUGAACAGUGGGCUUUAAUUCCCCACUCGAGGCCAGGAGAAUCAGGCUCCCGAGAGCAAGUCCUUCCAUAUCACUGUGUAAAUAGAGGGAGCGCUGGGUCGUGUACAGAAAACGCCGAUGUAAUAUACCAAAAGGAAGUGAAUACUGUAGAUUUUUUUAAUUAUUGCUAUUUUUAUUAUUUUUUUUUUUCCUGUUGUUGAAAGCACUGCAGUCCUUGGAGAAGGAAGAGGGGAGUGUGAGUGCAUGUGUGUUGUGGGUGAGAGAGAUGAGCAGUGGGUUGCAUUAGAUAGCAGCUGUAUAUAUCAGGCUGACUGAUGCAAGUGCAUGAGUGGAGUGAAAUGAAUUCUGUAACAAAACUCAUCCGCUGAUUUUAUUCCUCUCUUCUCUGGUUGUCCUUUAACCGAAUGCCAACUCAAUAGCAAACGUUUUAGCAAGAAAAUUGUCUCUUGCUGGCUCCUGUACCUGCCUUUGGUAGGAUUCCAGCAAAAAGAAAAUACUCUAAACAAGGUAAAAUCUUGGAGCAGUGAUCUCGUUUCCUUGCAUUUGCACACAGUCAGGCUUCCCAGCAAACAGACAGAGGGAAUCUGCAGUUUUCAAGGUAGGAUUCUUUUUUUACCCCAGUUUUAAUGCAGUUUGUAUUUUCUGUUUUGAGAAUUUACAGACCUGUAAGUACUUUUUUGUUUUUAAUUUCGAUCCAGUCUUUACUUUGUGCACCGUGCAGUGACACCCUGAAUUAUUCCCUGCACUCCGUCAGGAGCAAUCAGGUCAAUGUUCUGAGGAAAGGGCUAACCAAAGGGCGCCCGUGCCCAGCAAGUAGAAUUCUGUAUGCAAAACUUCAGUUUUCCUGGCAGAUUUCUUCAGCUCUGUCCUCUUCACUUUCACUGUUUCAGCCACCAGCUUAGCCAGACUAAUUCCACUUAAAGGCAAGAGCUUCCAUUUCCACUGGAAUUUGCCUUUCUGUGGAUGUUUUUAAGGGUUUCGUUUUGAAGUUCUUUACACUCUCUUAUUUUUCUUAAGGAUUUUUGACUUAACUUUCGUCUCUAAUUAUUUUCAGUUGCAUUUCGUAGAAGCAUAUUUGCAGGCUCUGUGUCGGUGUGUGUAUCAUUACAAGUACAAAGUGACCUUCUCGUGGAAGACUGUCAGCUGGUAAAGGAUGAACAACAAAUGGCACAGUAUUGCCAGUUCUCAUGAUUUCAUCAUGUACCCCAAUACUUAGUCUGAGGUUCUUCUGAAGUCAAGUGGUGUGUGACUCUUUGCUUUCAGCUGAUGGUAUGCGAUUGUAGCCCCUAAUCUCUGAAGGUAAAUACCAUUUUUGCAGCGGCAAUUUUUGAAUUACAUGAGCACACUGAUAACGAGUGUGAUUUACCAUUCAAACAAGUUUUGGAAAUUGGAAAAGUUGAUGUUGAAACCCCAAAAGGGUGCCCUGGGUGAUGUGUCUAGCAAGCAGGAACAAGCCAGUGGGAUGAAUGUGGGGGUACCUGCCUGAAAUUGCAUAGCCUGGGACAAGGAGGAGGUCAGAGCUGAUUAUCCUUUCUGGCCUCAGUUUAUGAAUCUCUAGAAUUGUACUACAUUAAAAACAAAGGGGUUUCUAAGCCAGUCCCAUAACUGCUUGAGAUGGGCCCGCGUUGCCCUGAACGUGAAGGACUGGCAAUACUGAGGCCUCAAAUUCAGUGUCUGUUGUGGAGUUUGUUUGUUGUUUGCGAAUGAAUUAAUCUUUGUGGGCAAUCUUCAGUUUGUAACACAGAAUGUUAGCUGUUCUACCUUGGUGGUUGUGAGUUGAGAUGUUUAAGUUAAACACGGUCACAGAAGUAUGUUACGUUACUAACUAUGGGCGCAUACAGAGACCACAUCUCUGCCUGCACUGUAGGAAGGAAAAUGCUGUCACUUACAUCUGAGGGAGACCUGUCUGCAGUGAGUUGGGAUUUAUCCUCAGUGCUCAGCUCUUCCCGCUCAAAGCCUCUCUCUGGCUGCCUGAAUGUGACUCGGUCCUACAGGCCCAGCAGCAUCCCUGCCCACUUCUUGGUGCACAGCAUUUGCUCAGCAGUGAUUUCUUUUCAGUACUUUCAGAGUUGUCCUCCCACUCUGGGUCGCUGCUGACUCUGCUUUGAUCUUCCAGGUGUGCCCUUCCGUUCCUUCUCCUUUCCCUCCUCCUCCGUGCAUCGCAGCCAUAGGCACUCUAUCUUGUGAGUAACUCAUUUACAAGAGCAACCCCUCUUUUAGUUGAGUAUUUUUGUGUGAUUUGCAUCUCCCCUUUGCUACGUGCUCUGAUUUCACAGCUGCAUCCUGGGAAGUUUGCUCCCAAAAGUAGCCUUUGCAGGUGGGCAUGUCUAUUGCUCGUUUAACAAGCAGUGCAGACCAGGAGUGCUCUGUGACUGAGACAGAGCUAGUAGUCAUGUGAGCAUAUCGACUAGAGCAAGGCAGAAGCAGGUAUGUCAUUCUGGCCGCAUUUGUCUAACAUGAAUUUGAGAAUUCCUUUUCAGAACUCCCCAGCUUUCCCGUUGUCCUUCAGCGAUUGCUGCUUGACCUGUUUGGUUCAGUGCUAUAGAUUCCAAGGCGUCUGCUUUGGUUUCUGCAGAGAAAUGCAGUAGGGGCAACAUUUCAGUCCUGAUUUCUUUAGAGGGGAAAUAAUACCUGUUCCAGUGUUGAUGCAUGAGCUAUUCAGGGUGUAUCAUUCUGAAUAGUGUACCUUCUCAUGUGCAUUUCUUAAGCUUAUAGGCUGGGAAGAGCUGCUGUUCUGAAGGAAUCUGACCCAGGGUAUCAUCCUCACAGCUUGUUGCUAGGCCAGUUGUACCUCUUCUAUUUCAAUUUCUACCCUAAAGUGCAAAAUGUAUUCCUCUGUCUCCUUGUACAGAGGAGAAGCUGCCCACUGACCCAAAAGGGGGUGAGGGUUAUGCUGCAAGACUAAAAUUGAUGAGCUGCAGUACAGAAUGUUAUGUUCCUGAGUUCUGCAGGCAGCUGUCUCUCCUUGUUUGUCACCAGGCAGCUUUCUAGAGAAAUCUUAAGCUACUUCAAGCUGACAAUAUGUGAAAAUGCCAGCUUCUAUUCUGCCCAGUCUGAUAAAAUUCAAGUGAUACUGAACCACGUGGCAGCCAAAAGCUGUGUCUCUUUUGGAACAAGAACCCUAGCUGGGCCCCAUCUCAUUCUUUUUAAGACUAACAGCCAGUGGGUCUCUGCAGCAGUGAGUGGAAAGGUAAACAGUGCAAAAAGCUGAUGAUAAGCAUUAUAGACCGUGGUUCAUACAUUCAGCAAAUUGAUCAGGCUGUGCUAAUGCUAUUGCAAGCAACUGCUGCUGUCAUUUAGAAACAGCUGAAGUAAUGAAGUAAUAAAAUGUAAUAACCUGUCAGAGUAAUACUCCGGUAUUCCUAGGUGUGAGGCAGAAAAGUUUCCCAUCUCAGUCCUCGCUGGCCACGUCGCUCUGUCGUUGCAUGUUCUAGGGCACGUCGUUGCUGUUCUAGGGCAACUUCCCAGACCACAAAGCCACUCACAACAGAGCAAGCGCAGCCAUGAAGUGUGUCCUGUAAACGCCCAUCCGUUGCAGCUCAAGGAUUUCACACCUUUUUGUAAGGGAAAUAGGCAGAUUUCACAUCCAGGAUGCACCAGCUGUGAUACCCCUGCUGCGCUGGAAAUGGGCAGCUACGUGUCAAAGCACAGGUUCAUACAGCUCCACGUUUUACAGCUGUCCUCUGCAGCGGAAUAACUCUAAGCAGCAGAUCCAGAGCAGCAUGGAAAGGGAUGUGUAUGCGUUGUAGUAAAGAGAAUAUGAAGGGUAUCAGUCAUAAAUUCUGUAUCCAUCCAUCAGAGAAAUGGAUUUUACUCUCUGUUCUUGCAAUUGCUUUGGGUUGGCUUAGGCUUUUUUUUUUUUUACACCAUAUGUUAAUGUCAUGUUUUAAUGCUUUCUUUAACCACCAGCUUUGAACAUCAUCUGCAAACUCAGUGGUUGUAGUCAGUCUGUUUUACAGCAGUGCCUGUGGGGUGUGCCAGCAGUGUCUGUGUGCUCAGAUCACCGUGUAUGUAUGAAUUCUGUCUGUGUCCUGCGAAAAUGUCUGUGUCGUUUCUGGAGAACAAGUCCUGUCCAAGUCGAACCAUUAAAUGUAAAUAAUAAAAUCUUUCAUUAGCGUGGUCAGCCACAGGUAUCCAGCUGAGCAUGACGGAGCAAAAGGGUUAAAUUUAGGCUGAUGCUCUCCGGUGUUUCCUUCCCUACGGUCAGCUAGCUCCCAGGAGAGAGAGCUUGUCAUUGCAGGUCAUGGCUGCCAGGAAUCCUACCUGUAAAAAUAGAUUUUCUGUCUCAAGGGCCUUAAUAAGAGUGUUAUUACACAGAACUGUUUUGCAAUGAUAGCUCUAAAUAAUUUAUUUUUUAUUUCAACAAAGUACACCUUAAGAAGUAAUAAACUUGUUUUUUCAAGCCGUAUUUUUAUGCUAGUAGCACUGGACUGUUUGGUCUCUGAGAUCCAUUUCUGCAUUUCAUUGCCUGGGUUUGUUCUAAAGAAGAUUUAUUUUUGUUCUGUGAAUAAUUUUUGAAGGUUCUUGUAAUAUGUACAGAUAUAGAUACAUUUGAGGUCUUUUAUUGAUAUUCCUACAAAGAAUACAAAUAAACUUUAACUUUAAACAGUUUGGACUCGGUAAA